AUGGAGAAUUGUAACCACACAUUGGCGAGAAGAUUCACCCUACUUGGCCUUUCCAGUGUCCCCGGGCUGCAGAUCACCUUCUUCUUGCUCUUUCUCCUGAUGUAUAUGGUGGCAUUAUCAGGAAACCUUCUUGUGAUCACUGUGGUGAGACUUCAUGCCCGGCUUCAGACUCCCAUGUACUUUUUCUUGAGUAACCUCUCAGUCAUUGACAUUUGCUUCUCGACAACCAUAGUUCCCAAAAUGCUAAGCAAUACCUUAUCUCAGGAUAGAACUAUUUCCUUGCUGGGAUGUGCGGCCCAGAUGUAUUUCCAUUUGGCUCUAGGAGCUACAGAGUGUUUGAUAUUGGCUGUGAUGGCCUAUGAUAGGUACACCGCCAUUGGUAAACCCUUGCAAUACAACACUAUUAUGAACCAAAAACUGUGCUUCUAUCUGGCUGCUGUAUGUUGGGUUGUGAGUUUUUUAAACUCGGCGAUCCAUGCCGUUUUUACAUUCCAGCUGCCAUUUUGCAAGUCCAACGAGGUCAACCACUUUUUCUGUGAGAUGCCCCCACUCUUCGAAAUCUCCUGCAGAGACACCUGGUUCAAUGAAGUUGCUGUGUAUAUCUCUGGUGGCUUAAUUGCUCUUUGCUCAUUCCUGCUCACUCUGUUGUCCUAUGCCCACAUUCUCUCCACCAUUGUCAAGAUCCAUUGCACCAGUGAACGUCAUAAAGCCUUUUCCACCUGCGCAUCCCAUCUCACCGUUGUAACACUCUAUUACGGCACCAUCAUAUUCAUGUAUUUGCGUCCUCAAUCCAGUUACUCUCCAGAUCGUGACCGGGUGGUCUCCAUCUUGUAUACAGUGGUGACUCCUAUGUUGAAUCCCAUCAUCUAUAGUGUUAGAAACAAGGAUAUCAUUGGAGCGAUAGGGAAGACAAAACAUGGCGUGGUGUUUACCUGA
Molecule: messenger RNA, 936 nt
Organism: Nanorana parkeri
Lineage: Eukaryota; Metazoa; Chordata; Amphibia; Anura; Dicroglossidae
Product: olfactory receptor 1020-like
Exons: 1
Coding region: 1-936 (311 amino acids)
Biological process (GO): G protein-coupled receptor signaling pathway
Cellular component (GO): membrane
Molecular function (GO): olfactory receptor activity; G protein-coupled receptor activity
Source: RefSeq, a predicted model, not a curated record